Messenger RNA from Podarcis muralis (Common wall lizard), 2466 nucleotides. RefSeq names its product ubiquitin specific peptidase 30 (gene USP30). Gene Ontology annotation, molecular function: cysteine-type deubiquitinase activity. NCBI's taxonomy places the organism in Eukaryota, Metazoa, Chordata, Lepidosauria, Squamata, Lacertidae. The record is from RefSeq and is a predicted model, not a curated record. Gene Ontology annotation, biological process: protein deubiquitination. Gene Ontology annotation, cellular component: cytosol; nucleus.
GCCCGUUGCUGGGGAGGUCCGGCUGCCCCGCUUCCGUCCCGCCGCCGUCUCCCUUCCCCGCGAGCCCGACGCCUUUCGUUCCGCCCGGGGCGCUUGAGGGCGGGAUGCUGCUGAGCCGCCGCGGGGUGGAGGAGCUCGGCAGGAAGGCGGCCAGGCGGCUCUUCCGGGCCGGAGGGGCGGCCAGGUAUAAAGUAAUGAAGAAUUGGGGAGUGAUUGGUGGGAUUGCAGCUGCUCUUGCUGCGAGCAUCUAUGUCUUAUGGGGCCCCAUCACAGAGAGAAAAAAACGCAGGAAAGGGCUAGUGCCAGGUCUUCUCAACCUGGGAAACACAUGCUUCAUGAACUCACUUCUCCAGGGGCUGUCUGCUUGUCCGUCCUUCAUCAAGUGGCUGGAAGGAUUCACAGUUCAGUACCAGGUCAGCCAGAGUGAGACGUCUGGGAAGUAUUUGUCCCUGACCUUGCUUCACCUCCUGAAAGCUUUAUCCUGCCAAGAGGUGACCGAAGAUGACUUCCUGGAUGCAAGCUGCUUGUUGGAGGUCCUGAGGAUGUACAGGUGGCAGAUCUCCUCUUUCGAAGAGCAGGAUGCUCACGAGCUGUUCCAUGUCCUCACCUCCUCGCUGGAAGAUGAAUGGGACCGCCAGCUGCGGGUCGUGCAUCUGUUUGAUGUGCAUUCUCUGGAGGUGAGCGCUCAAGAGACACAGGGGCUGCAAAGCAACCUUUCCUAUAGGCAAGGCUGCAGCAUUUGGGACUUUUCAUCUAGAGAAAAGAAGCCAGAAAUUCUACAAAAGCAAAUAUGCUCCAGGACAAGAGGGCCUCCUCCUCCUCCUGUGUUGAGUCACUGGAAGCUGCAGCAUCCUUUUCAUGGCAGGUUAACGAGCAACAUGGUCUGCAAGCAUUGCAAACACCAGAGUCCCCUCAGAUACGACACUUUUGACAGCCUUUCCCUGAGCAUCCCUGCCACCGUGUGGGGCCACCCACUGACCCUGGACCAGUGCCUCCACCACUUCAUCUCCACCGAGUCAGUCAAGGACGUCUUGUGUGACAAUUGCACAAAAAUUCAGGCCAAAGAAAGGACUGGGCAUAUCAUGGAGAACCAGAGAACAACAUUUGUCAAACAGCUAAAACUGGGGAAGCUACCUCAGUGUCUCUGUAUCCACCUACAAAGGCUGAGCUGGUCCAACCAUGGCAUGCCCCUGAAACGAAACGAGCAUGUGCAAUUUGGCGAGUUCCUCAUCAUGGAUGUCUACAAGCACCGCUUCCCUGCCCAGAAACCCAACCCUGCAGGCAGCCCACAGGCAUCAGCGGACCCAAAAGCCGAUGUGGAACAGGCGGGCAACAACAAAUCCUCUUUUAUGAAUGGUACCUGCUCUCCAUCCUUCCUUACAUCCCCAGUAGCUUUCCCGUACAUGACAGCACCUGACUGUAGUUCUCCAUCAUAUCUGUACCGCCUGAUGGCCGUUGUGGUCCACCAUGGGGACAUGCACUCAGGACACUUUGUCACGUAUCGCCGAUCUCCACCGACUUGCAAAAGCAUGCUAGCCACCAGCAACCAGUGGUUGUGGAUUUCAGAUGAUGUGGUGCACAAGACCACGUUGCAGGAAGUCCUUUCGUCCAGCGCCUAUUUACUUUUUUACGAACGUGUCCACUCUAGACGGCAGCGCCAAAGCCAGGAGCAUCGAGCUGAGGAGUGAAAUGAAUGCAGAUCCAGCUGGUGUGCUUUUCUGAGGACAAUGGCACACCCUCUGUCUUGCCAUGCAAACGUCUCCCCCUACCUAUAAACUCCUGGUCUGUGGUCUGUGUUUGCGUGGCAGGAACAAGCACUUGGUAUCAAAACAUUGUGCCCUCCCCUCACCCCCUGUGGCCAUGCACAGCAGUGUUAGAAAAGUGUGUUUUAAGUGUUAAUAAUCUUCUCAGCAGACUUAAAGACCUUCUAGCAUCCCACUUCCUGUGUUGUGAGGGCAUUUCUUUGCGCUAAUCAGUCAGAUGAGCAGUUGCAAAAAACUUGUCCUAGUGAAGAAGAGAACCUACAAGUGCCUUGAUCGUAUCUUGAAUCCAGACAGAACUGGCUGUGUCAAGCGGGGGGACGGGGGACUUACCACGUGGCUGCUUACCUAAAAUUCCCAAGGGGGAGCAGGCGGUGGUGUGAGAAUGCGUGACUUGGCUGUGUAGCUGGGAAUCUACUGCUGACUCUUCACGUGGCAGCCUCAAGUAUGCGUGUGCAAGAGAAAAGCAGAAAGUGUCCAGCUUCUUUCUGCCUUCAGUGAUGUUUUAAUGACAUUGUCAAAACGAUGAUGCAAUGAGCUGAUAAUUAUGUCACAUUUUCUCUUGAGAGUCCAGCUUGGCAAGGAAUGCAACAGCUUUUCCUGUUUCUGGGUGGUUCUAGCACCAUCCCAGGAAAAACCCUCCUCUGUGUCUUGAUUUGAAGUCUUCAAACUUUUGUACAGAAUAAACCUGUUUCUGCCAAAUGUA